This is a messenger RNA of Cylicostephanus goldi, 219 nucleotides long. The record is from the annotation of a GenBank genome assembly. NCBI's taxonomy places the organism in Eukaryota, Metazoa, Nematoda, Chromadorea, Rhabditida, Strongylidae.
AUGAGUGUUCUGUUUAAGUUGCUGAUCAUCGGCAAUUCGUCUGUCGGAAAAACAUCGUUUUUAUUUCGUUACUGUGACGAUUCAUUCACAUCAGCAUUCGUAUCAACAGUAGGAAUCGAUUUCAAGGUCAAAACAGUUUUUCGAGGAGACAAGCGUGUGAAGCUACAAAUAUGGAUAAGGACAUUUAACACUUUGUCAAUCACAUUCCUGAAGCAAUAG